Messenger RNA from Salvia miltiorrhiza (redroot sage), 882 nucleotides. RefSeq names its product leucine-rich repeat receptor-like serine/threonine-protein kinase BAM3. Bases 1 to 882 code for a protein of 293 amino acids. NCBI's taxonomy places the organism in Eukaryota, Viridiplantae, Streptophyta, Magnoliopsida, Lamiales, Lamiaceae. Gene Ontology annotation, molecular function: protein binding. The record is from RefSeq and is a predicted model, not a curated record. The transcript has a single exon.
AUGGAGAAAAUGUUUGAUUGCAUUUUUGCAUAUGCAUUCCUAAUUAGCAUAACCUUCCAAAUGCUUUCUUCUGAAUCCAAACAACCUAUGAGCCUUGCAACUGAUCGAACUUCCCUUCUUUCACUCAAACAACACAUCACCUCCGAUCCUUCUCUUUUACUUUCAACUAAUUGGACCAAUUCGAGUUCCGUCUGCAGCUGGAUUGGCGUCACUUGCAGCUUGCGCCACCAACGAGUAGCUGCCUUGAAUCUCUCCAACAUGGCUCUCUCCGGCACCAUUCCACCACCGCUCGGACACCUCUCCUUCCUCGUCUCCCUCGACCUCACCAGCAACCUUUUCCAUGGAGACUUGCCUCAGGAGCUGUCUCUCCUUCGCCGUUUGAAGUUCAUAUCUUUCCGGCUCAACAACUUCACCGGAGACUUCCCUCCGAUGUUCGGUCAGUUACCAAAACUAGAGUACUUGAAUUUACGCAACAAUAGCUUCAUAGGUUUCAUCCCAAAAUCGCUCUCAAACCUCGCAAACCUACAAUUUCUAAGCUUAUCUUCCAAUUCUCUAAGUGGAGAAAUUCCAAAAGAGUUUGGGAGAUUUCGAAGUCUACAAACUCUGUCGGUUGCAUUCAAUCAUCUGUCAGGUGCUAUACCAUCAGCCAUAUUCAACAUAUCGACCCUUGUAUCUAUAGCUUUGUCACACAAUUAUGAAUUGAGUGGAAGUCUUCCAACGGACAUGUGCAGUAAUCUUCCAUCUCUUACUGUGCUUCGUCUUUCUGAUAAUCGGUUGAGUGGUGCGAUUCCCACAAAUGUAUCCCAAUGUUCACGACUAGAGGUUUUGGGCCUCUCUUAUAACUCUUUUAGUGGGCAGAUACCUCAGAAAUCGGAUACUUAA